Molecule: messenger RNA, 3064 nt
Organism: Anoplopoma fimbria (sablefish)
Lineage: Eukaryota; Metazoa; Chordata; Actinopteri; Perciformes; Anoplopomatidae
Gene: c10h6orf136
Product: chromosome 10 C6orf136 homolog
Exons: 7
Coding region: 341-1624 (427 amino acids)
Source: RefSeq, a predicted model, not a curated record
AUUACGGCGCGCUGCGUGAGGCGUGUUUGGCCGGGCAAGGACACACAGUACUGGAAUGACAUUUGUGGAAGUGAGCUGGCGUUGAAUGCUCACUAGCUUGUUACUGGGGUUAACCAACCCGUGACUACAGUACAAACCCUGACCGGGAGAACCAUUGCAUAUACACUGACUCCAACGGGUUUUUGGAUCUAUAAGGUUUCAAGAGGUAGAGAGCCUGCUGCUGUAGCUGAUAAUCGUCCAGUCAGAAGGCCCUAAGGUGGGACUCUGUGUCUUUGCGGUAUCUUCAUUGUCGUGGUUGAUGGUCAGCUGGUAACUGGGGUUGCCUCUGCCCCUGUGGUGAAUGGCUGUGAGCAGAGGGGGCGUCGCCUUCUGGGUGGGUUGUAUCCGCAGCCACGGCAGAAGGCCAGCCAUUGGAAAACAGAGCUGGAGUCUCAGUCAGUGUGUGGACUGGCAGUGGACCCGUCAGACCCGCCCCCUGAGCAGUGCAUCAUGGGCCCUGGUGCCCCCCAACAGCCUGAGAUAUCAAAGCAUUAAAAAGUCGGUCCUGUCCCAUCCGUUCCACCAUGCUAGCCAGCCUCAGACAGGAGGGUACUAUGAGGAAGACUGGGAUUCCCUCAGUGUGUGUGUGCUUGUGCGACAGGGCGAGUCAGACGGCCUCCACACCCUGCUGGAGAUCCCUCUGUUGGGUCACAAUAAACUAGGAGAGAUCCUCACUCCGGGGCCUCACAAGUCCUCCGAGUUCUCCUUCCUGUUGACCACGGUGGACGGCAGCAGAGAGGACGACAUCAGCGUUGACAGCUUCAAGAGGAACAGUGUUGAUGCUUUGAAGAGAGAACAUGGCUGUUUCAGAAGCCUCUUUGAAGCAGAGAGGUGUCCUGCACCGUUCAUGUAUGGCUCCCAGUUUUAUUGUUUUCAUUGCCCUGCCAUAGAGCCGGUACCUGGCAGUGGGCUGAAAUCCAGGCAGGAUAUUGAACUUGACAACAAGCCUGUGGGGUUGCCUCUGCUGCCAUCCACCUCUCUGUGUAGCCAUACAGAGAGAGCAGAGGGGGACCAUACUGAGAGAAAUAGUGAGGAAGAGGAGAAACUGGCCAUGAUGUAUGAAAGACUGAGGAUAGAGCUUCCAAGUUUCUUGAUGAAGAACCAUGAUUACACCAUGUACUCGAAUGACAUGGAAUUCAUCAACGGGCUCAUCAAUACCAAGACCAGAGGCCGUACGGUGUACCAGCUCACCCUCUCCCUGUGGCGCUUCCUGUGUCUAUGUUACUACGCCAAGGCCCGACUGGAGGUGCUGAAGCUCACUAAGCACAUGGAGGACGGGACCAUUAAGGCUCGCUGGAGGAUCACGGGCCUUCCCCUCUACUCUUUGCUGCUGCGCUUCUAUCGCAAAGACAAGUCUCAGAUGUACAGGUCAUAUGAUGCAUUCUCUACUUUUUACAUUGGACAGGAUGGACUCAUUCACUGUCAUAAAGUUGAAAAGGUGAUGCCGGAUCAGCCCCCUGUCCUGCCCAGAGUGACCUCUCUCCUGGCGGGGGCUCUGGUGGCUCUAGGGGUGGAGGAGCAUCGGCCUGCUCUUAACCUGCUGCCCCUCCUCCUGUCUUCUCUGCGACAGAGCAAAGAAAACUAACCCCAGGAUCUCCAUUAGAGGAACAAUGGCCUGUGUGUCAAAGGUCCAUGUGACUCCCCACAUUCUCAACAUAGGAUCACGUGUCCCUGAUUGAAAUACAAAGUCAAGACUUAACACUGCUUUGCCUUUUUCUAAUUUUAAUUUAACUUUUGUUUGAAAAGAUAAAUGUGGUUAACCUGAACAUAGAACUGGGUUUUCGUCAGCCGCCAGCUGUAAUAAAACACACACACACAAGCUUAAAACAGAGCACUACAUAUAAACCAGGACUAUUUAAAACCUUAAGAACAUUUUGUCAGAUGCAACAAUUUGACAUUUGAGGAUGUAACACUCAACAUUGCAGAUAUUGUCAACCAUCAAAACAUCCUUCAUAGAGACAGAACACACGUGUCAUAAUCUGAAAACCAUGCCCACCGUAUGGGGGCAAAAAAGUAGAAGAGCAGUUGAUAAUUAAAAUGCUAAUGGGACAAGUUAGCUGUUAGCACCCUAAUGUUAGAUAUGUGUUAGCAUGCUACUGUAGUUAGCUAAGGCCCAUGCAAACUAAUAAUAGUACAACAUAGCUUUGUGAUUUAUCCACAUUCCAUUAUAACACAAGUUUAAUACUGUCAAAAUGCUUCAGCUUAAAGGUAUACUAUGCAGCCUCUUCCUGAAAAAAUGGUUAGACUCAUACAGAUAUAAUCCCUCUCUCAUAACCCACUAGAAAGAGACCCUGCCGUCCGUCUGUAAUUUCUCUUGUUUCAUGUUUUGCUGACUUAGGGACAUUUCUAUGCGCCAGCAAAGAGCGUUUGUGCUCCACAUGGGUGUGUAACCCUCAGCCAAAAACAACGCACAGGUGAGGUCGGGACUUAAUCAAAACGUAGCGACCAGGUUCAUUGUUCAUCUCCGUCUAUCUCCUCUGUUCUGUCUGGGUCACGGAUGUAUGAAGAGAGGCAAGUCUGUUUGACCGAGAGCGGUGGUGAGCCUCAUACACACACAGGCAGAGGAGGUUUGGGCGUAUUUAUUUCUGCUUUAGAACGUUAGCGGCAUGAAACAAUCAGAAAAUAAUGCUAUAUAUAAAUAGAUAUUUAUUAGUUAUGAAAUGUAUAAAUGACAGCUUUAUUAUUUACACACACCUAUAUAUAUUUGUGUAAAAUAAAAUAACGUUUUGUGUGUCCUAUUCACUAUUACUUUUUUUGUUAUCAACGGCAUCAACAAACCGAAUGUAACUCACUAGACCACCACUGAAUAGAGGGGCAACUUUGAAUGGCUUGCUUGCAAACGCUAAGCCUCUAGGGGAAGGGUGCUGUGUUUCUGGGGUUCUGGUGUAGCCAGUGGAUAUACAGGCCAAGACUUCCAUUUCUGCACUGUUGGAUUGUUUACAGUCAGGCUAGCAAGUUGAGAUGGGAGACUAGACUGACUGGAUUGUUUACCAAGUAGCCAGUUUACGAGCUCAUUUUUAAACCA